GUUGCUUUGACGCAGAAAAAGAUAACGGUCGCCUAGCAAUAAAUAAAACAAACUGUUUCGUUGCAUCGGCCAGAUAGGUAGUGUUUUUCUACGAACCGGUGAUUUUUGCAACUUUAAGAAGGUUACGGGUAAGUCUCUUCUUAAAACCGGAUCUUAGAGUGAAAUUCUCUUUCCCUUUCUGGUUUGGUGUAGAUUUAUUCAAGAUGAGUGAGCAAGAGAUGGAUAUGCUGGACAUAGAAGAUGAUCUAGUGGAGUUGUGCGAGGAGCAGAACGAAGAGCAGCGGAAGAAAAUGAGCAUUAAACAACAACAACCGCAACAUCAGCAGCAACAACAACAGCCACAACAUCAGCAACAACAGCAGCAAAAACAACAGCCACGACAACAGCAACAACAGCAGCAACAACGGCAGCAACAAAAACAGCAGCAACAACAACAGAAUAACAAUCGUCGGAAGCAACGAAACCAGCGUGACCAACGUGACCAACGGAACCAAGAUCGGGCACGUGGAAUUAGCCUGGAAACUCGUAUGGAAACGUUCGAGCGACUCGCUCGUCGUACAACUGCUCUCGGAAAGAGCGUACGACGAGCAAUUGAGGCAGAGCGGUUGCCCGGCCACCUCAUUUUGGGAUACAUGAACCGAUAUAAAAAUGUUUGUAAAAAUAUGGAUUAUGAGCUUAAUAAAGAAUGA
This is a messenger RNA of Topomyia yanbarensis, 689 nucleotides long. RefSeq names its product probable E3 ubiquitin-protein ligase bre1. The record is from RefSeq and is a predicted model, not a curated record. NCBI's taxonomy places the organism in Eukaryota, Metazoa, Arthropoda, Insecta, Diptera, Culicidae. The transcript has 3 exons. The coding region runs from base 204 to 689 and encodes 161 amino acids.